Messenger RNA from Pelodiscus sinensis (Chinese soft-shelled turtle), 4884 nucleotides. Lineage: Eukaryota; Metazoa; Chordata; Testudines; Trionychidae. The record is from RefSeq and is a predicted model, not a curated record.
UAGUUUCCUGUCUUCACCCUCUGCUCUUUUUUUGCUAGUGGGGAGAGCGGUGCAGGGAAAACAGAGAGUACAAAGCUGCUGCUGCAACACAUCAUGCAUCUGUGCAAGGGCAACUCUCAACUGGAACAGCAGAUCCUGCAGGUGAACCCAUUGCUCGAAGCUUUUGGCAACGCACAAACAGUGAUGAAUGACAACAGCAGUCGCUUUGGAAAAUACAUACAGCUGAGGUUUCAAAGGAAUACAGUGAGGGGUGCCAAGCUGAGUGAGUAUCUGUUGGAGAAGUCACGUGUGGUGCAACAAGAUGCUGGAGAGAGGAAUUUUCAUGUUUUCUACUAUAUGUUUGCUGGCCUUACUGCAGAGGAAAGGGAGAUGUAUGGGCUGCUAGAUCCCUCAUUGUACAGGUACAUAAGUGGCUGGUUCAGAGCAGAGGUUGUGGCUGAUUGUUGGAAGCACAAGUACUGGGAGAUGCGUAAUGCUCUAGACAUGGUCGGCUUCCAGGAGCAGGAGCAGGUGGAUAUGCAGGCAAUCCUGGCUGGAGUCCUGUCUCUGGGCAAUGUGACCUUCCAGGCCCAGGAGCACAAUGGGGCCGUAAAAGUGAGUGAAGCCUCCACAGGAUGGCUAAAGGCUGCAGCGGGUCAAUUUGGAGUUCAGGAAGAGGAGCUAUUGAAAUGCCUCAUUUGUAAAGUGUCCGUAACCCGGGGAGAGCAGAUUCAACGUUUCCACACACAGCAGCAGGCAGAGGAUGCCCGGGACUCCAUUGCUAAAAAGGCAUAUGGCCGGGUGUUUGGUUGGAUUGUCCACAAAAUCAAUGAACUGCUGGCUGAGAGUGUGGAUCCUGAGGUGGAGCUGAAGGAGAUUGGGAUCCUGGAUAUCUUUGGGUUUGAGAACUUUGUGGUGAAUCGUUUUGAGCAGCUCUGCAUCAACUUGGCCAACGAACAGCUGCAGCAGUUUUUCAAUUAUCACAUUUUCCAACUGGAGCAGGCUGUUUACCAGGAGGAAGGACUACCCUGGGAGACAAUUACAUUCAACAAUAAUAAACCCAUUCUGGACCUGUUCCUGGCUAAGCCACUGGGGCUGCUGUCUCUCCUUGAUGAGCAGAGUGCUUUCCCUCAGGCAACUGAUAAAACCUUUGUGGAUAAAUUGAACAGCACCUUCAAGGGGAAUUCACACUUCCAGCCAUGUAGAGGCCCUGUGCUAGGGUUCAGCAUCAUUCACUAUGCAGGGAAGGUUCAGUACACUUCAAGUGGCUUCCUAGAGAAGAAUAGAGACACCUUGCCAGCAAAUAUCCGGGGUCUUUUCAUCAACAGUGUCACCCCGCUACUUAGCGUGCUGUUCACAGCCACAGUCUCCAGAACAGGGACUCUGAUGCCUCACCUUAAAGCCAAGGUUUUGCCAGGAGCAGCAGAUAACUUCAACAGCACACGGAAACAGUCAGUGGGUGCUCAAUUCCGGCAUUCCCUAUCAGUACUGAUGGAACGAAUGUACUCUGCUAACCCACACUUUGUGCGCUGCAUCAAGCCAAACAGCCGGAAGGAGCCAGGUGUGAUUGACAGCCAAGUGGUGCUGGAGCAGCUCAGAUACAAUGGAUUACUGGAGACCAUACGUAUUCGGCGAAACGGCUUUGCAUGGAGACCCUCUUUUGAGGAAUUUGCAGAAAGAUAUCGAAUUCUCUUAAUUAAACCAGAUGUCCCCCUCACACGGGAGAGUUGUUUGGAGAUUUUGCAGAGUACAGAACUGAAAGACUGGAGAUGCGGGAAGUCCCGCCUCUUUUUUAAGUAUUGGCACCAGGAGCUGCUGGCAAAGAGCAUGGAGCACUUGGAAAAAGCAGCAAUAAUCAUCCAGAAGACUUACAAGGCAUUCUGCUGCAGAAAGAGUUACCAGGAGCUGGUGGCUGAGCACAGGGCUCGGGAGAAGCAGCUGCAGGAGGAAGCAGAGAGAGAAAGGAACAGGCAACUGAAACUGGAGUCCCAGGCCCAGAGAACAGUCACUUCACCAGUCCCUGUGCCACGGAGGAAACGCCCUCAGCCCCUCCCCCGUUGUCAAGCUGGAGCUGAUUCUUUAUCACAGCCACCAGUACCACGCCCUCGCAGCAAACUCACAGAGUCAACUCCUUUUGAUAAUUUUCUGCGCUCCAGGCCCUGUCCUGUGUUAGGGACAGAGAGGCAGGCAGGAGAAGAAGAAGAAAUGAGACAAAUGAAGAGGGGAGCAACUCUUCGCUGGUUCAGAGACACACAGGCCCAGAAGGUUAUGCAGGACAAUGGAGCCUUUCCUGGCUGGCUGCAUGGGAUGAUCAGCAGGAGGGAAGCUGAGAAUUUGCUGAUGGAGAAACCUCUGGGCUGCUUCUUGGUUCGAAUCAGUCAAAGCAGACCUGGCUACACCCUCUCAUACAGGGCUAAGAGCCGCUGCAGACAUUACAUGAUUGAGAUGCAGCCCAAUGCACGCUACGUGAUCCUGGGGGAGGACCGAGCUCACACAUCUCUCACUGAUCUGGUACAAUACCAUCGAACCAUGGGAAUCCAGCCCUUCAUGGAGACGCUGACCAUGCCCUGUGAGCAGAAAGGUGAUGGGGACUCUGAUUAUGAGGAGCUGAAAUUCCACACCCUGGCCCUAUGCCCAGCAGAUGGAGAGAAACAGCCUCAAAAGGAACAGGCUGGUCUUAAUGGGUUGCCUGCCGUCAGGCACAUCCAGCACGUAGGAGCAGCCACUGUUCUCGAGCACAUGCAUUUCAAGAAAUCAAAGAAUUGCCAAGAGCAGCAGCCAAGCCCAGGCAAGGAGGGGGCGGAGCUGAGCCCACAUGAGGCUGGGGUGGCCAGACAUGUCUUUCCUCGUCUCUACCCCUCCAUACGAUUGGCAAUGUGGGAAAUCCAGCAGUUCUCUGCAGACCCCUUGAAUGGCUCCUCUGCCACACUGCCACUGAAGCCCCAGCACUGAAAGUAACAGGGCCCACAGUAAAAGUGACAUGUGGCCAAUGCCAGGUGCCCCAGAGGGAGUGAACAGAACACGGAAUCAUCAAGUAAUCCCUCCCCUGUUGCCCAUUUCCAGCAUCUGACAAACAGAAGCUAGGGACACCAGUCCUACCUCUUCUGGCUAAAAGCCAUUUGAUGGGCCUGUUCUCCAUGAAUUUAUCUAGCUCUCCUUUAGACCCUGUUGAAGUCUUGGCCUUCACAACAUCCUCUGGCAGGGAUGUUUGUGUAUUGUGUGUAGAAACACUUUGUUUUAAACCUGCUGUCUAUUAAUUUCAUUUGGGUGACCCCUAGUUCUUGUACUUCCUUAGGCAACUACAGCCCAUUGGUGAUCUUCCAGAAAACAUCAUCCUAGCCACUAUGGAUGUAGAAGCUCUCUGUGCCAACAUUCCGCACAAAGAUAGACUACAAGCUGUCAGAAACUGUAUCCACCAUGAUGUCACAGCACAGCCAAUUGUUGAGCUUUGUGACUUUGUUCUCAUACACAACAAUUUCAGAUUUGGGGAUGAUUUAUACCUUCUAGUCAGAGGCACAGCUAUGGGUACCUACAUUGCCCCACAGUACCGCCAGCAUUAUUAUGGCUGACUUAGCUUUCAUCUCCAAGUGCUCCUCCUCUACUUGCACUACAUUGAUGACAUCUUCAUCUGGACCCAUGGGAAAGAAGCCCUUGAAGAAUUCCACCAGGAUUUCAACAAUUUCCGCCCCACCAUCAACCUUAGGCUGGACCAAUCUACACGAGAUCCACUUCCUGGAUGCCAUAGUGCAAAUAAGUAAUGGUCAUAUAAACACCACCCCAUACCAGAAACCUACUGACCUCUAUAUUUACCUAAAUGCCUCAUCCAGAAUACGUCACACAAUCCACUGUCUACAGCCAAGCCAUAAGAUACAGCUGCACUUGCUCCAAUCCCUCAGACAGAGACAAACACCUACAGGAUCUCUAUCAAGCAUUCUUAAAACUACAACACCCACCUGAAGAAGUCAAGAAACAAAUUGACAGAGCCAGGCAGAAGAAGUCACCUACUACAGGACAGACCAAGAAAGAAAGCAACAGAAUGCCAUUGGCCCUCAGGUAAAACCUCUCCAACACAUCAUCACAGAUUCACACCAUAUCCUCGAUGACAAUCCCUCCCUCUCACAGACCUUGGGAGGCAGGCCAGUCCCACCUUGCCACUGAGUGCAUCAAUAGGAAGGGAUACUUCUUGAUGGUGCUAUAGACCCUUGUGGUUCACUGUGGGCAUUUCACAGACAUUAAUGCAGGAUGGUCUGGAAAGGUCACAAUGCACACAUCUUCAGAAAUACUGGCCUGUACAGAAACCUGCAAGCUAGGACUUUCUUUUCAGACCACAAGAUUCCAGUGGGGGAUUUGGAAAUCCUCAUUGUUAUCCUGGGAGACCUAGUUUAACUCUUAUAGUCCUCACUCAUGAAACCAUGCAUGGAGCACCUGGACAGCAGUAAGGAACAUUUUAACAACAGGCUGAGUAGGUGCUACAUAGUGGUCGAAUGCACCUUUGGGGGAUUGAAGGUGAGAUGAAGGUAUCUCUACGGCAGGCUAGCCUCACUGAAGACAAUAUUCCCCUGGCUAUUGCAGCUUGUUGCACUGUGCAUAAUCUGGGAGAAAUGUGGGGGGAAUUGUUUAUUCGGGGUGGAGUACUGAGGCACAGUACUUAGCUGCAGAGUUUGAGCAGACCGACACUAGAGCUGUUAGAGAAGCUCAAAGACCUGCUGUUAACAUCAAGGUGGCGUUGAGGAUGCACUUUGAAAAUGAGGGACACUGAAAUCUCUCAUAGAGUUUCUUCCAGGUCUCACCCCUCUUCCAAAGCAAUACUUGGCCAGGAAUUUGCCUUUAAAACCUGCACCUGGGAUCGCAGUGAUUGAUUUGUGAGAUUGUUGUAUAGUAAAUAAAAAUGUUGAACUGUUAAAA